AUGGUGCAUAUCCUGCUCCGGCAUGGGGCAGAUAUUAACUCGACAAAUCACUUCGCUCAGACACCUCUUUGUCUGGCCGCAUAUGAAGGCCACUGUGAAAUAAUCAACAUUCUUCUUGAUCAUGGUGCGAUUAUGGGGUUUCCCAACCUUGACAAGGACCACUUGGCCUAUGAAUACUGGUUUUCCCCACUUCAUGCCGCAGUUGAGGAAUUUGAGGAAGGCGAUAAAAGCACGGCUGCGCUGGAGCUACUUAUAAGCCGUGGUGCUGAUGUGAAUAUGUUAGAUGGAAGCGGAGAAACUGCGUUACAUUGGGCUGCAUCAUUCGGUGCUAAUUCUAUGAUUCAGGCUCUCCUUGAGCACGGUGCCGAUGUAAACCGUCCAAAUCUCGACGGACAUACGGCAUUGCAUAUCGCAGCAGAGCAUACAGAACGAGUAGAUACGAUCCAAAUUCUUCUCGAUCGAGGGGCUGACUGGAGAUUCACAACCACAAUUGGCUUUACCCCUCUCCAGGUUGCUAAGGAGUUUGGCCACGUGGCUAACGUGAGGUUACUUGAGCAACACAUUGCUUCCGUUGAUUCUCUCUCGGCAGAAGAAUCGGACAUGAUCAAUGUAUUAUGUUAUCCUUAA
Messenger RNA from Penicillium lagena, 627 nucleotides. RefSeq names its product ankyrin repeat domain-containing protein. Gene Ontology annotation, cellular component: nucleus. Gene Ontology annotation, molecular function: transcription cis-regulatory region binding; protein binding. The record is from RefSeq and is a predicted model, not a curated record. Gene Ontology annotation, biological process: positive regulation of transcription by RNA polymerase II. Lineage: Eukaryota; Fungi; Ascomycota; Eurotiomycetes; Eurotiales; Aspergillaceae. The transcript has a single exon. Bases 1 to 627 code for a protein of 208 amino acids.